AAAUUGGUCUCUGAAUUCACCGGACGCUCUGACGACUGUUUUCAGGAAAUCGAUCUAUUAGUAGUAUCAUCGAUGGACGACGCGGCGCCGCUCGUGUCUGAGCCGCCGGCCAGGGACUGGUCGCUGCUGCCCCUCGACGUUCUCUCAUUGAUCUUCCCCCGGGUCGGCGCCGUCGACGUCCUCAUGGGCGCCGGCCUCGCGUGCCGCUCGUGGCUCGAGGCGGCCAAGUUGCUAGAAUUGUGGCGAGCCGUGGACAUGGACAAACACCAGGUCGUGUUCUGGAAGGACGAUGAUGUCCUGUGCGCAAUGGCAAAGGCGGCCGUCGAUCGUUCCGACGGACAGCUUCGGUCGUUCGCCGGCAAGCUAUUUGUCACCGAUGAGCUCAUGAAGUAUAUAGUGGAGAGGUGUUUUUUCAUCCGUUACUUAGCUUUCUGCUCGAGUUUUUAUGACUAAUUCGUAAAAAUUCCCAUACUACCUAACUAGUCCGUCCACUGUGCUCCUAUAAAAAGUUAAAAACAUUGCACUAUUGUUUGCAGAUCACCCUCGCUGACCACCCUUCGGCUUGUAUCCUGCCGUGACCUCUUCCUUGGCCGUGUUAUACAAGAGUCGUCUCUGCUGGAGCUGCGUUCCCUGGAGCUCUAUGACAUUUCCCUCACCGUCGGUGACCUGACCGUUGUCCUGGAGUGCUGCCCUCUCCUAGAGGUUCUUUGGGUGCGCAACUGCUUCCGGAUCGACGAGGAAGACGAGCAUGCCCUGCCAGCGAAAUUCUCCAGGAUCAAGACCCUGACGCUUUUGUGAUGGCGUGUUCAGCUACAAGUUUUUUAUUUCAAAAGCUACGACUGCGAUCAA
Messenger RNA from Aegilops tauschii subsp. strangulata, 849 nucleotides. NCBI's taxonomy places the organism in Eukaryota, Viridiplantae, Streptophyta, Magnoliopsida, Poales, Poaceae. The record is from RefSeq and is a predicted model, not a curated record.